Molecule: messenger RNA, 882 nt
Organism: Capsella rubella
Lineage: Eukaryota; Viridiplantae; Streptophyta; Magnoliopsida; Brassicales; Brassicaceae
Product: CRIB domain-containing protein RIC1
Exons: 4
Coding region: 195-857 (220 amino acids)
Source: RefSeq, a predicted model, not a curated record
ACCAAUAACUUCUUGGAUAUCUCUAGGUCCUUUCUCUCUCUCUCUCUCUCUUCAAAAAAAUUUCAACCUUUGUUCUCGUCCAGAGAAAAUCCAUGCGUUCAAGGUUGACGGUAAGGAUCGUCAAAUCUUGAACAAAAAAGGUUGUCUCCGGCGUGUGGAUACACCACUAACCGGAACCAACCCUUUAUAGAUCAAUGGCGACGACAAUGAAGGGUCUUCUUAAGGGCCUUCGUUAUAUUACUCAGAUUUUUGACGAAGAGAAAGAGCAGGAAAUGCAGAUCGGGUUUCCGACCGAUGUAAAGCAUGUUGCCCAUAUUGGCUCCGACGGUCCAGCCACCAAUACGCCAAGCUGGAUGAAUGACUUCAAACCUCAAGAACAUGAGAAAGGUCAAGUCGUUUCCAGGGGAAAUUCAAACAAAUACAACCCGCAAGGGAUGAACCAAGGUGGAGUCGGGCUAAAAGAGUUACUGCCUUCGAGCACCAACGAGAAACCGAAACAUAAAACAAGACGGAAAGCCGGAGGAGCAGCUAGUCCAAACCCGAAUGGGUCUCCACCUAGAAGAAGCAGCGGAAAUGCUGCAUCAUCAGAUGAAUCAUCGAAGCAUUCAAGACAUCACCGAAGCAAACACGGGUCAAUAGACUCAUCAAAUGAUCAAGAACCUUCAGUUCGUAGAAGGCGUGGCGGUAUCCCAGACACAGAAGUUUCUAAUCAUCAUCCUGAUGGGUCAGCUCCUCCACGGAAGGCUACAUCGCGUCCAAGGAAACUAAAAGGAUCAGCAGGAGGAGAAGCAUCGAUGAAGAAAUCAUCGAAAGGAAAACCCGAGAAUUCAGUUGAUACUUGUAACGAUAAUAUCUGAGCAACAUAAAACGAAAACAUGAAAU